Messenger RNA from Boeremia exigua, 388 nucleotides. RefSeq lists its product as uncharacterized. NCBI's taxonomy places the organism in Eukaryota, Fungi, Ascomycota, Dothideomycetes, Pleosporales, Didymellaceae. Bases 71 to 388 code for a protein of 105 amino acids. The record is from RefSeq and is a predicted model, not a curated record. The transcript is spliced from 2 exons. Gene Ontology annotation, molecular function: hydrolase activity, acting on carbon-nitrogen (but not peptide) bonds.
CUGAUCACUUUGUAAAAGAGCAUCGAUACGAAGAAUCCACGACAUACUGUACCGCCACAUAAAGAAAGAAAUGUCAGACACGCGAACUAAAAGUAUGCUGCUGAAGAAUGGUGUUGUGCUUAUCCAUGAUUCUCAAAAUCACGUAGUCCCAACUCAGACAGACAUCCUGAUUGAAGAUGGGACAAUCACGCGUAUUGGAGCUCAGCUUGAAACAGCCAGUGGUACUGAGGUAGUCGACUGCACUGAUAAGGUCAUCAGCCCUAGUUUCAUCGAUACCCAUCAUCAUGGUUGGCAAACGCAACCGAAAGGUCGUCACGCGAACGAGCAGUUGUUAGAGUACCUUGUUACUGUCUAUAUAGACUCUAUCUUAACUCUAUUCCAGCUCUAG